Anoplopoma fimbria (sablefish) is the source of this 2379-nucleotide messenger RNA. It is a transcript of the gene selenop, whose product is annotated as selenoprotein P. The record is from RefSeq and is a predicted model, not a curated record. Gene Ontology annotation, cellular component: extracellular region. NCBI's taxonomy places the organism in Eukaryota, Metazoa, Chordata, Actinopteri, Perciformes, Anoplopomatidae. The transcript has 5 exons. Gene Ontology annotation, molecular function: selenium binding. Gene Ontology annotation, biological process: selenium compound metabolic process.
CAACAGGCAGAGUAUAAAAGGAGGGGCAGUGGAGGAAGAGACUUGUUUUUGUAGAAGGAGCUGCAGCAACGCAGGGCUGAGCAAAGAGAAGGAAACUUUUUAACCAAAGGUAGUGAGGAGGCACCACAGUUAUGUGGGCGUGCCUCAGCCUGCUCAUCACUCUCUGCCUGCUCCACGGGGGCGGUGCAGAGACUGAUGGGGGUGGGCCUCGCUGUCAAUUGCCUCCGGCCUGGAGGAUAGGGGAUGUGGAGCCAAUGAAGGGGACGAUGGGCCGGGUGACGGUGGUGGCCCUUUUACAGGCCAGCUGAUUGUUCUGCUUGGUGCAGGCUGCCAGAAUGAACGGCCUGCGCCAGAAGCUGGAGAGUCAGGGUCUGAAGGACGUGGCCUACAUGGUCGUUAACCAGCAGGGGGAGCUAGCACAGCGCCUGCACACCAUGCUGGCACAGAGACUGUCAGAGAACAUCACACUCUACAAACAGGACGAGCAGCAGGCCGAUGUCUGGCAGGCACUCAGCGGAGAGAAGGAUGAUUUUCUCGUUUAUGACAGGUGUGGCCGUCUCACCCACCACAUCUCUCUUCCCUACUCCAUCAUCGGGCAAGGCCAUGUUGAGGGCGCGAUCAAAGAUGCCUAUUGCAGACGCACAUGUGGGGACUGCGUGCAUGAGAGCACUGAGACACCAGAGGAGUGCACAGGGAAAGCAGACCCACAGCCUGGCGCUGAUGCUCCCCCAGCUGUAGAGGAAGACACUGAGCUUGGUCGCCAUCAUGGACGUCACCAUGGCCAUGGCCACCAUGGUCAUGGCCACCAUGGUCACGGCCACCAUGGGGAUAAUCAUGGUGCUCAGCCCCAUGGCCACGAUCAACACCAUGGUCAUCUCCACGGAGACCAUGAUGGUGCUGGCCAGCAAGGUGUAAGACCUGUUUAUGUGCAAGAUGGGGGGGGAAUCCAAAGGCAACAACCUUUCGAUAUAGGCCAGAUGCAGCAAACAGUGCACAUGCACCAGAUGCCACAGGGGGCCCUCGAGGCCCCUGUGAGGCCCUGAGUGCAGGAGAAGGCCAGGUGAAAGUCCAAGCACAGCUGACAGUGGACAGCAGGCUCUGACAUUGAAGCCUCUCCCAAAGCCAGCUGAUGCUGACACUGACGCAGGCUGUUUGGCGAAGUAGGGGGCGAGGAGCCAGUCGGUCUGUGACACUGUGAUGAGGCGCUGCCCGCCUCCUGACAGUGACACGGACUGACGGGCGUUGCAGCCAACAAUGUCAGGGAGACCUGACAGUGACGCAUGCCCCCCGCUGCCUGACAGCAGCCUCAGCCAGCCCCUUGAGCCUGACCCCCCGGUGCGAGCGGAAGAUGAGAGCAGCUGUAAGCUGACUCUGAUUUCAGCCUCAUAUUAGACCAUCCAGAAACACCGGGGCCAAGCGCUCUGUUUUACCAACAAGUAUUACCCUGGGAGAGGGCGGGGCAACCCCUGACAGCAUGCAUGUAGGAUAAAUGAACAUGAGUCCAACAUCACACUGAUAAAGAUUAAAUAUUGCCAAUGCUUUGGCAGCUUGUUAACUCGUCACAUUUGGCAAAAGUUAUGCUAAUAAUUUGAUUGGGCCUUAAAGAAUAUAUGCCGUGUUUCACCUGUUCACCAUGCCUGUGUCAGUGGGUCGCCCUCGUCCUUUCUCAGGAGUGAAUGUGGUUGUCAUGUUCAUUAAUGGCCCCCUCCAUUUUGCUCUCUCCAUCCUUUAUGAAGCCAGGCGCAGAAACUACGCUCUAGUGGCGUCUGUAUGAAGUCAGGCAGGAGAGAGAGGAGAGGGUAGUUCAUGAACACGAUAAACACGUUAAACAUUUCAAAGUGAAGUAUCAAACAAUAUCGAGGAAAAAGGAAAAAUAUAUAAAAAAUUGCGAAAAAAAGAAAACCAAAUGACAUCAGAUUGUAUGAAUUCUUUAAAGAAUGUUAUAGUCAAAGCCACAUUUUUGUUUGGGGAAACCUGAAAAGCACUGAGCCGUUACUGGGAAAACAGUCCUUAAAACAAAUUCAAAAGGAAGCCUCUAAAAUGUAUGAAUGACUUUCAUUUUUUGUUUUGUUCUUAAAGCCUGCAAGCUUAAAACAUACAUAUAUCAGACAUAUCUUUAUCCACAAACAUGCACAUUUGAAAUGCUGAGUGCUUAGCAUUGCUUUACAAGGAAAAAAACCCAAAAAACUCAAUUGAUUGUAAAAGGGCAGAGGGAAAAUGAGAGUGAAGCGAUGAUGUUGGAAUACACUCUGUACUCAAUGAUGGUUUCCGCGGAAAGUUUAAAGUCACCGUGAAAACCUGAUGCUUGCACAGAGAACUGUAUUUUGUUAAGGCUGUCAAACAUGGAAACUGAGAGUUGAAUAAAGAAGGUUGAGUUAC